UUUUAACUGAAUCGCAUACCAACGGGGUAAACAUCUUUUCUAAGAGGCUGGCCCGAAGAAAGAAAUGCAAUCCAACGAGGGAAAGAAAAGAUGAUAAAUACAAGCUCUGCUGGAAUUGAUUCAUCCAUGGAUGCCCAUAUGGAGAAUGAAGUCCAAAAUUUCGAUUUGAACCAGGAUAUGGAAGACGAGGAUUUUGAUGAUGAUGAUGAUGAUGACGAUGAUAUCAUAAUUAUCCAAGAUGGACCUCUUGAGCUUGACAUUAAUGACAAUGAAGAAAACUCUAGUAUACCACAAGAGGUGGUCAAAUAUGUCGACUCACUUGAAGCUCAAACGCAAAAUCUGGAACGAGAACUGGUGGAGUGUGAUGAACUCAUCAAUCAUUCAUCUAGGCCUUAUCAAGGUCCAGUGGAUGCUGUAAUUGUGUAUGAUGAGUACAAAGAAUUGGAGGCAGCAGCUGCAGAGCAGGGAAUGACAGUUGAAGAGUUAAAGCAAAAGCUUUUAAAUGACAUAGAAGGAGAAAGUUUCACAGAAGACGAUGUGGACAAGGAAUACGAAGAAUUUCUCCAACUUCAAGAGGAGUUAGCUCAGCUACGAGCAGAGACAGCAGACAUUGUUAAAGACAAAGAGUUGCAACAGACUGAUGAUAAACUCUUGGCUAUUGAGGCUCCUGACACUGACAGUAAACUGGAUAGGAGUUCUUCCCCACAUGAGAAUGGUGUCAAUGAAGAAGUCUUCAUAACUGAUGUGAGCGAUGCCUUGACAGGAGCACCCAGUGAUGAUAGAGUCAGUAAAGAUAAUAUGGAUAGUGAAGUGGAAGCUGGGCCCCUGGUAGCCGUCUCUGUGCUGUCCAACAUGAGGGAUUUUAUCCAGGAGCAGCUGAAGAACUCGGAACAGUCAUACCAAGUCCGUAAACAGAGACUCCUGCAGAACAUGGAGAUUCACAGAAAUCAAGAAGAGAAGAGGAUGCUUCAAGAUGAGGAAAAAAGGAAGGAGUUUCAGCUGAUGCUGGAAGAUGAAGAAAGACAGCUACAGCUUAAAAAGGAAGAGCUUGAAAGGAGAAUGGAACAGGAGAUCAAAGAGAUGGAUGAAGUCACUUUACAGGAGUUGAAUUUACAACAAGCAGAAAUAGAGAGGUGGUCAGAAGUUUUGGAAGAGGAGCGCCGUCAGUUUGAGACUUUUCGCAAGGAAGCCGAUGCUCUGGAAGAUACAAGCAAACAAAAAGCUGCAACGGAAAUACAGAGAAGAUACAGAGGUUUUAGGACACGUAAAGAGAUGGCAAGCACAAUCCAGGAAUUGGAAGAAAUGAAGGAACUGAAGAAGAAGGAGCGCUAUGAUGUGAGACUGAUGGAGGUGGAGUAUGAGAUCAAGUACAGGGAAGAGCAAUUGAAAAAAGAAAAGGAAGAAAACGAGAAGAAGGAGAAAGAGGAACAACUCCAGAAGGACGAAGAAGAAAGAAAGAAGAAGAGCGACAGCGUAAAGAAGAAGAGCGAUUAA
Messenger RNA from Aplysia californica (California sea hare), 1494 nucleotides. Its product is annotated as trichohyalin. The transcript is spliced from 12 exons. The record is from RefSeq and is a predicted model, not a curated record. The coding region runs from base 91 to 1494 and encodes 467 amino acids. Lineage: Eukaryota; Metazoa; Mollusca; Gastropoda; Aplysiida; Aplysiidae. Gene Ontology annotation, molecular function: protein binding.